Colletotrichum phormii is the source of this 967-nucleotide messenger RNA. RefSeq lists its product as uncharacterized. Lineage: Eukaryota; Fungi; Ascomycota; Sordariomycetes; Glomerellales; Glomerellaceae. Gene Ontology annotation, molecular function: structural constituent of chromatin; nucleosomal DNA binding; double-stranded DNA binding. Bases 250 to 843 code for a protein of 197 amino acids. The transcript is spliced from 5 exons. Gene Ontology annotation, cellular component: nucleus; nucleosome. Gene Ontology annotation, biological process: nucleosome assembly; chromosome condensation; negative regulation of DNA recombination. The record is from RefSeq and is a predicted model, not a curated record.
CCAACGGCCCCCGCCCAUUUAUAAAAACAAGCCCCAUCCCCUCCACGCACGCGCUUCCCCUCCACCAUCUCGUUCCGGAUCUCUUCAUCUCUCGUCUCUCUCAACCACAACGCGUCGAUUCUAAUUUUCGCAACUUCUCAAAAGUACACUCGUCUCUAAAUCGACUUCAAUCGCUUUUUCGAUUGAAUCCUGCUUCAUAGCAAACCUUCACGCUUAACGCAUCCACACAACCCUCCCAAAACAAUCACAAUGCCUCCCAAGAAGACCGAGGGCGCCGCCGCUGCCCCCAGCAAGAAGUCCACCCACGCCAGCUACCAGGACAUGAUCACUGAUGCCAUCGUCGCUCUCAAGGACCGUAACGGAUCUUCCCGCCAGUCCCUGAAGAAGUACGUCAAGGCCAACAACCAGAUCAACACCGUUAGCGACAACAUGUUCGACUCUCUCUUCAACAAGGCCCUUCGCGCCGGUGUCGAGAAGGGUGUCUUCGAGCAGCCCAAGGGUCCCUCCGGUGGUACCAAGCUCGCCAAGAAGGCGCCUAAGCCCGCCGAGAAGAAGGCCCCCGCGAAGAAGGAGGCCAAGGAGCCUAAGGAGAAGAAGGCCGCAGCAAAGAAGGAGACCAAGGAGCCCAAGGAGAAGAAGCCCGUCGUCCUCAGCAAGACCAAGACUGGUCGCGUCACCAAGACUGAGAAGAAGGCAGCACCCGCCAAGAAGGAGGCAAAGGAGCCCAAGGAGAAGAAGGCCGCUGCUCCCAAGAAGGCUGCCGCCCCGAAGAAGGCAGCGCCCAAGAAGGCCGCCGCCGACAAGAAGGAGGCCAAGGCUGAGGCUCCCGCUGCCACGGCAUAAAGGGUCACUUCCUUAUGUCCCCCACCUUGAACGACGUUGCAGUGUCGAGUAAAUCUGUUCGGCUCUUUGCACACCUGUUUUUGUGUCACGAAAUCUUGUCGAAAGGCGUUUACGGGAGUUGUUA